This is a messenger RNA of Fusarium pseudograminearum CS3096, 408 nucleotides long. RefSeq lists its product as uncharacterized. The transcript has 3 exons. The record is from RefSeq and is a predicted model, not a curated record. The coding region runs from base 1 to 408 and encodes 135 amino acids. NCBI's taxonomy places the organism in Eukaryota, Fungi, Ascomycota, Sordariomycetes, Hypocreales, Nectriaceae.
AUGGAGGCGUCUGCUGCACAAGAUGACGCAAGACGCGCCGCAAAAGCAGCCGCAGCCGCAGCAAAGGAAGCUGCCACUGAUAACCAACUGAACGACAAACCGAGAAGAAGAGGCAGACGAUCAUCACAGUCGCUGAAAGUACCAGUCACCCCCUUCAAAUCAACAUUGUGUCUCCGCAUCAAUGACCCUACGGUUCCUGACAAAUUCGCCCAGGUCUAUGGUGCUAUUCCAGUUGAUGAUAUGGGCUUAAACAAGCAAGGGCGCCAAACCACAUACGCAAAGAAGUACAUCAAUAGUGGUUGCUUGCACAAGCUGCAAUGUGCUGGGUACACCAAGGGCAAGUUCAGCCUAGAACCUGACGCGAAGCUUGCGGCUAUUUCUCCGACACACAGGGCUUUUUGGGAUUGA